Mobula hypostoma (lesser devil ray) is the source of this 2216-nucleotide messenger RNA. Its product is annotated as clarin-3. NCBI's taxonomy places the organism in Eukaryota, Metazoa, Chordata, Chondrichthyes, Myliobatiformes, Myliobatidae. The transcript is spliced from 3 exons. Bases 148 to 840 code for a protein of 230 amino acids. The record is from RefSeq and is a predicted model, not a curated record.
CUUCCUGUUAAAUUCAGUACCUAGCUGGACGUGGUAACUGCAGGCUAAUUAUUUCUGCCAAAAAUUGAAAUAGGAACAUUUAAGUUUGUUUCGUUUUCCUUUUAAUGUUGUCUCUUAUAUAACGGAGGGAAAGAAUAGCUGAGGAAAAUGCCAUCGCAAAAGAAAAUGUUAAUGUUUACGGCUGGAUUUUCUGUCAGUCUGGGAACUUGCAUGUUAAUAUCUGCAAUUCUAGGAACAGAUUCAUGGGUGGACAGUAUUGUGGACUGCCAAAACAAAACUGGUGUCAACUUUGGAGAAAUGAAACUUAAAUAUGGGCUGUUUGAUGGUUUACGUACCAAAGCUGGUUGUCCGAUCCUUGUUGAUGACGGGAAUAUUAAAGUUUUGGAUUGCCUUCAAAAUGCAGGAACUGCAAGGGUUAUCCACAUCCUAGUUAUACUAUUCCUUGUUUUUGGACUGUUGUUUUCACUGCUAAGUGCCAUAGUGUCCUUUUACAACAGUGUCAGUAAUCCAUAUGAAAACAUCUGUGGACCUAUUAGUAUUUACGUAUGCAGCUCCAUUAGUGGUGUUUCAACAUUGUUGGCAAUGGUUCUGUUUGCAGCAAAUACAGCAGCGAACAAUUUAUCAACAACAUUGGUAUCAAAUUCCAUUGAAGGGAGUCUGAUUAUAUUCAAGCCCAAGUCGGAUAGUUAUGACUACUCGUUUUGGCUUAUCUUGCUCUCAUUGGUACUUUGUGUUACCUCAGUUGGAAUUACCUAUGCAUAUCAACAUGCAAAUUUUGACGUAGAAAGAGAACAAAAAAGACCAGCUGAAAAUGCAACCAACGAUGUUUUGAUGUAUUAACCUGUGUGGACUGAGAAAUCAGAAGCUCUUGUAAUAAAGAUUAUAGAAGUGACAAGUAAUUUGUUGUGGGAUGGACUAUGUGAUUGUCAGAGAUUAUGUUAUUCCUUCAUUUCAUUUCAACACUUUGUCUAGAUGCAACACAAUGUGGUACAGGCUGCCACUCUCCACUGUCACAACAAUAAUCACAUUGGAGUGAAAUAUCCCUCAAAAUAUUAUACUGAAUAUAACCUUAAUUUUGAGGGUAACUUCUGACUUUUGAAGCUGGAGCAAUGAAUAUAAGCUAUGUAGAUCAUGACGUCAAGAUUUGUGGAGACUGAUUUUCCAUGUCCUCUAUUACGAUACCUGUAAUUACUGUAUGGGCUCAAUUCAUUAGACCAGCUUCAUCACUUUCCUGGAAUGGGCAUGUGCAUGGAGUAAGGUUGAAACACAAUAUUUGCCAUUCUGAUUGUUUUAUAUUUAAUAAUGUAUUGUUAUUAUUCUCUGGACAACAUAUGCUGCCUAUUAAAUUACUCCAAGUCAACCAAAAAUGUUUUCUUGAUUGAAGGUCAGUAAUUGAUUGCAAUGAACAAUUCUGUAUUGUUAAUUAAAGACACUAAUUCUCUACUGACUAUAAACACAACUUCAAAAUCAAUAAGAACUACCCAAAAUAAUACACAAUAUCACAAAAUAACAUGUACAAAUGGUUGUACUGCAGUUAAUGAUGAUUAUGAGCAACGUAUGUUCAUCGAAAAGUUCAGAUGACAUGUGAACAGUGUUCUUCUGUUGCCUGUUACACUGCUGGCUUUAGGGCAGCAAUGAAGGUUCUCCAUCUCUGGCAGUGUUCACGGUUUCCUUCGACUUGUCAGUAACUUCCUCUUGGUUCACUCUCGGUCAAGCAAGUCACCGGUGGAGAAUCAGGAAUACCGUUGCACACAGAUGUAGAAGGAUUCUUCAUUGCUGUUUCCAUAACAAUUUUGUUUGACCGGUCAGGAUCCUUAGCCCUGAGAUGAACCCCUGAACCUGGAGGACCGGUGGACCACUCUUAGUCUGGCCUCCACCCUUUGACCUGUUUGGCAUAAGUGACCAUGCCAAGAGCCAAAACAUAAAGCCCCGACUCCAGCCAGCAGAGCUCUCCAGGUAAUUGAGGCACAGAAGUCUCCAAACCACGACAAGGUUGUGAUCAUCUUGGAGGAUGUGAACUGUGUAGAUGCUAUUAAAUUUUAUUUAGAAUGGAGAAAUCUAGCAACAUGUACUUGCUUACUUUGAAGAGCACCAGAAUUGUAUAAGACAGUACCUGUAAGAUUUUGCUGUAAUAUUUUUUUGCAUUACUAUUUUCUCUUCCUAGCUACGCAACAGGAAGUUGAAACAUCAAUUGCUAAACAAAAUAUUAAAAUGCC